CGUAGGCGAUUAGCGCGUUUCUCUUCAUUAGUUUGCUCCGAGAACUGCCGAAGGGAAGGGCAUUACGUGUUGCGUCUGUGUUGCGCUGAGAUUACAAAACCGUUACGUGAGUUUGUGGGACGAGAUUGAGUUGAGUAGUUUUUUGAGGCUAACAGUUUCUAUACGUAAGGUUUCCCCCGCCUGGCAGACUAAGAGGGUACAAGUGUGUGUUUUCUGGAGGGCGUUUGAAGCUGCGAGGAAGGCAGGACAAGCGAGACUGUUUCCAGAGACGUUUGGUGUUUGGGAGUUUUCAUUAUCUUGCUUAAGGGGUUGAAGGUGUGUGGCAAGCAAGACAUUUUCUGGAGACAUUUGGCAUUCACGAGUCUUCAUCCUGCGUUUGGUGUUUGCGAGUUAACCCACACACUUGAAGGACACUCACAAAACACCGAAACUCACCCAGGAACUACGCAAUAUGUCGAUGAAGGUGGAGGAAAGGCAAGUGGAGGAGGAGGAGGAGGAGGACGAGGAAGAAGAGGAGGAGGAGACGUUAGUGCUAGUCGAGCUCCACGGCGUAAUAGACUCGGAGAUCUUCACUCAGGACAGCUUCAGUAAAUUCAAGAUUCUGGCGGUGGAUUCCGAACGGCCGGUGAUACAGAUUGAAAACUUCGUCUUCUCCGGCGAGUAUGAGCACACAGUGGGGACGGCUGUGUUGUUCGAGGAGGAGGAGAAGCGACUGAAAUGCGACCCCGUGUUCUGCAAAAAGCCGGCGCGGAUGUUACGUUACGCCUGCAGCACAAACAAGAAGCUGAGCAUGAAACGUGUGUUCGUCUCGGAGAAGAGCGGAGCCAGGAAUGUGAAGUUUGAGGGGACGCCAGGAGCUAGCCACCCCCCACAGGACUCCUCUGACCCUGUAGAACCUCCUGUUGAUGGUUCUGCUACUGAUGUGGAUGCCAGUGUGGAGGAAGAGACAUUAGAACCGCAAAGUUAUACCGAACCGAUGCAGGAAGAUUAGCCAUUUAGACCUUCUGCUCCUACCCCAUCUCCUCUUUCUUCCUAUUCCUUCUCCUCCUCCUCCUGUUUCUCGUACUCCUUCUCCUCCUAUCCGAUCUCUUUCUCUUCCUAUUCCUUCUCCUCCUACCCGAUCUCUUUCUCUUCCUAUUCCUUCUCCUCCUACCCGAUCUCUUUCUCUUCCUAUUCCUUCUCCUCCUACCUGAUCUCUUUCUCUUCCUAUUCCUUCUCCUCCUACCCGAUCUCUUUCUCUUCCUAUUCCUUCUCCUCCUCCUCCUGUUUCUCCUACUCCAUCUCCUCUUUCUCUUCCUCCUCUUCCUUCUAUUGCUAUAUACACCACCAAGGAAGGAGACAUACUGACCCCACAAACAAACAUAAGGAGAUGAAAAACAGUCUAUAUGUGUGUUUCUUUGAGGUCUCGCUUCAUAAAACUCCUCCUCCUCCUCCUCCUAUAUACACCAUGAUAGAAAGACACACACACUGACCAAACCAACAGACAUAAGGAGGUACAAGCUGUCUAUGUUGGCUUGGAAGAAAGGAAGGCCAGGGAAGAUAGACCCAAAAACUGUACUGGGAUUGACGGUAGAUGAAGCCAUAAACAGCAUGAGAGUUAGCCACAUGGAAGCGCUCUCGGUGGAAAGCUGGAAAUGAAGAGAUGGAGAGAGAAGAAGAAUUAAAGGAUAUAGAGGAAGGAAGAUGAAGUAAUGACCUUAGAAGAAGAAAUAAGAGUUAGCCACAUGGAAACGCUCUUGGUGGAAAGCUGGAAGUGAAGAGAUGGAGAGAGAAGAAGAAUUAAAGGAUAGAAAGGAAGGAAGAUUAAGGAUUGACGACCCAAUAAGUGACAUUAGGCUUCAGAGGUCAGCAGAAGAAGGAGGAGGAGGAGGAGAUGAAAAGGAAAAAGAAAAAGGAGGAAGAGGAGGAGAUAAAAAAGAAGAAGGAGGAGAAGAAGAAGGUGUGAAAAUCCUCCUCCUGCUUAUAUGAAGAAGGAGGAGGAGGAGGGGAAGAAGAAAAAGUAGAAGAAGAAGAAGAAGAAGAAAAAGGAGAAGAAGAAGAGAAAAAAUCCUCCUCCACUUACUUAUCCUCUGUUUUUUGAUGCUCUAAGGAAGGGAGGUACAUCAACAGUCUCUCCAACAACCCACAGAGGUGCAAGAUAACUGUACAUGUGUGUGUGUGUGUGUGUGUGUGUGUGAGGCUCAGAAGCGCACAAACAGCGGAGACACGGAAUCUGGCUGCCGCGAGUGACCGUCAACCAUAGCCAUAGAACGUGUGUGUGUGUGUGCAUGUGUGUGUGUGACGUCUCGUAUUAGGUUAUAUCGUAAACUUAUACAUAGAUUAGCGUUGAUGGCUCUGGCGAUGGCAAUGUCCGAGUGCGUCGAAGUGAGGCUAUAAGGUUGGUAAUGUUAGACGCUCACACCCCACACAUCACCUAUUUCCAAAGGCCAAAAAAGAGAUCAGUCGGGAUGUAAUGAAUGUUUUUUUAGGUUCAUGGUACAGAAGAAGGGUCAGACUACCAGAAGGGCCAUGAAACUACCCCUUGAAAUGCCCGGAUCUCCUACGAAAGCCUUACCAAAUAUGAGUGCUUGGGCGCCGAAAUGUUUAGGAAUAUAACCCUAAAGUUGGUAGCUUCUAACAUCAGCUAUUUCUAAAGAUCAAAGAGGGGGGCAGUCGGGUUCUAAUGAGUGUUUCUUCAGGUUCAUGGUACAGAGGAAGGGUCACACUACAACCAGGGUCAUAAAACUACCCCUGGAAAUGCCCACAACUCCUACGAAAGCCUUGUCAAAUAGGUGUUUUUGGGCGCCGAAAUGUCUAUACGACUAUAAAAAUGUCAGGUCAGGUCAGGUCGUCUUGUUUAAACCAUACACCUCAUUUGCAGUGUUACCAGAUAAUCGUACUGACCACACUGUAUUUCCCUGUUCCUGACCACACAACUAUUGCCAGAAAAGUAUAGAAAAAAAAUAGCUAUCAGGUUUUAUGGGAACUUUAAAAUUGACUCAUUAUUUGUGUGGGUAUGAUAGUUUUGGGUCUGUAGGGGUGUAAGAAGGUGUGUAAGGGUGUGUAAAAGGGUGUAGGAAGCUGGACAGGGGUGUAAGUUAGGUAUCGGCCAAAAAAAGGAUCGUAAUGUGGUUGUGUACGGGGGAAGAAGUUCUGUUUAGUCGGCGCAACAUCUGUGGUCAUAUGCCGGAGACAGACAGAAGGGGAAGGAAUUAUAGGAGAAGGAAACAAAUCCCAGGAGACGAGACACAACCCCCGAUUAAUACCUGGCACCCAUUCACUGCUGGGUGGACAGGGGCGUAGGGUAUCGGAAAAGCCGCCCAAAUUUUUCCACUCCGCCCGCUAUGCUGUUGAGAGGUGUGGAGACGCUUGAAAAUUGAGUACGAAAACCUAAGUGGAUUGAUGUAAGAUAGUGUAGAGGGAAUGAGGGUGUUGUGGAAGGGGUCCAGGAGGUACGAGGGUGGUGGUUAAGGGUAUCACGAGAACCUGGUAACACUGCAUUCCGAGGUAUUAAAAUGAGCGCUGUCGUUCGUAAGUUAUGAGGCAUUUGCAACGCUGAAUGUACAAGCAAUUACUACCUGAAGGACCGAUGACUUUAAUUAACUUACAGGAAUAAUGAUAAUGAUGUCGAGGGCUUUUUUUGGCACACUUAAAAAUAAUAAUAAUAAUGAGGUGAGUUUUGUUUGAGUGACCUCGUGUAUAAUUGUUUACGUUUGUGUUUUCCCGAGGUGAUUGAUGUGCCACGGCCAAGCUUCUUUGAAUAUGAUAUACUUGACGA
Messenger RNA from Eriocheir sinensis (Chinese mitten crab), 3757 nucleotides. RefSeq names its product general transcription factor 3C polypeptide 6-like. Gene Ontology annotation, cellular component: transcription factor TFIIIC complex. Gene Ontology annotation, biological process: transcription by RNA polymerase III. The transcript has a single exon. Bases 452 to 991 code for a protein of 179 amino acids. The record is from RefSeq and is a predicted model, not a curated record. NCBI's taxonomy places the organism in Eukaryota, Metazoa, Arthropoda, Malacostraca, Decapoda, Varunidae.